AAUAUAUAAACAAACUUUCUCUGUAACUGUAUGAGCUAUAGAAAAUAUGUAUAAUAUACACUGUUUUUGUUGUUAUUUUUCUUUCUGAACCAUUUGAGAGGAAGUGGGCAGAAAUCAUGACCCUAAAUCUUUCAGUGUGUGUUGGUCUUGAGCCCAAAGUCCUUUCACAAAGCCAAGCACAGUAUCGCUCAGGACACUUGACAUUGUUACGACAUUACCACGUGGCCAGUCCUCAGUCAUUUUUGCCAGUGACCUAAAUACCAUGUUUCAUAGGAGCUGUUUCAGUUUCAGGAUCCAGUUAAGGGGAACACAUGGCAUUUAGUGGUUACAGUAGCUAUAGAUACUUGCAUAGCAAGUGGCCCCUGAGAUUGGUGCUCUCAGCCUCUGGGAUCAGCAGUCCUGACCCAGUCACCAGUUCUGUAGCUCAGAGUCCCGCUUGAGGCUCCCCUGGGAUUGCGGGCAGGGAUCAUCCAGGUACUGCACAUGGCUGGACGUGGGGCCUCCAUUCCUUCCUGGCUGUUGGCCAAAAGGCCUCCCCAGUUCCUUGGACAUCAGCCCUUCCACAGGGGGGCUCGCAAUUUGCCCACAGGGUUCAUCAGAGCAAGCGAACUACAAAGAGUUGGAGAGGAUUCCAGCAAGACAGAAGUCUCCGUCUUCUGUUGCCUCAUCUCAGAAUGACAGCCGGUCACGGAAAUCUGCUGUCUGUCUCAGUCUCUUCUCAUCUGGACUGGUUUCUAGGCCUGGUUUUGUCUUUCCUGGCUCUGGCGAUGCAAAGCUACAGACCGGUUGUCCUGCAAGUGUCCCUCAGCUUGAAUCAUCCACUGUCUCCUACCGCCAGGUUCGGAGGGUGUUUUGGGGACAGGCGUCUUCGUGCUCAAGGUGGUGACCUCAGUGCAUGCCAUCUGGGGGGCCGUGUCCCAUUGCCGGUGACAUCCACGUGGACAGCUGGGUGCCAUGGUGCUCUGCAGUUCUGCCUCUGUGCUGGAAAGUUCUUUCCAUUUUUCAAACAGGAUAAAAAUAUACGACCAUUUCUUUUGGCUUAGCAAAUAUGGCAACAAGCUGGGUCUGAAGACUAUUUCAGGAUGAAAAUUUCCAGGGUCCUGGCUUAGACCUUUACCCUCCGCCUCUGGUUGUACACACAAUGCCCUCCUUGGGGCCCUGCCCUGCCUGUCCCACAGCCCCAGCCUGGAAUGCAGCCUCCACCUCUGCCCCCUUUGCCACCGGCAGACCCGCAGCUCCUGGGAAGACCCGGGCAGCUAGUUCUGUCUGGUGUGCCCCUGCCGUCUCCUUUCUGGUCCCAACUGCUGAGAAUGACAGAGGGGGCCAAGUACAGAUGUCCGGGCUUCCCUUUCUUUUUUAUUUUCCUACUUCUUCUUUACAGGAAAUAAGCCCUAUGCAGCCCUAUCUUAUUAUGCAGCACUGUCUUAGUGGCCUGAAUUAGCUCAGCAUGAUGUGUAUAGGAAGUCCCCGGAGGAAAGUCCUGCCAGCUGGGAUCAAAGAUACUCUGGGACCUGACAUUCGGUAGGCUUCCAAGGGCCGGGGAGUUCCUGCUCUGGUUCUGAGCCCUUCACAGCGCUCAUUGGAACCCUCACCCUCAGAAGGGGCUUUGGCCCAGCUGGCUACCGUCCCAAGGCCAGGAGGUGACAGGGGUUCCCACUCGCCGGGCAGCCCCAAACAGAGGUGCCGGCCGUACCAUAGGGUCUGAAGACAGCGCCAAGCAGUUUGGGCUUCAGCGGCCCGGAUCUCGCAUUCAGGGAGACCUGAACUGGCUGCCAGCACGGCCUUGGUAGGUGACCUGUGGCUGGCCAAGGAGAGGUGCUGCGGUCCCUGGAAACCUGGGGAGCCAUUUCUCAGCUCCCCUACCCCAGGAGGGCGGGAAGAUCCUCCCCGGGGCGGGGCGGCUGAGAACCCACACGGCCGGGGUCUUACUGUGGCGUGGGGACCUCCUGGGGGGCCCUGCGCACAGCAGUUCCCCGCACCUUCCUACCCGGGCCGGGCUCCUCCCAGCCCCCCAGGAGGGGUGCGGGUCGGGAACAAAGGCCCGCGGAGGCUCCCCCGGAGCGCGGCCCCCGGGGCGGAGCGGUCCCCCUCCCCCUCGCUCCUCCGCUUCGUCCCCGAGGUGCGCGUGGCGUUUCGGCCGGGGCAUCGCCAACUUCGCUGAGGGCGCCCAAGUUGCCGAGCGUGCAGGGGUGGGAGCUGGGUGGGGUGAGGCGGGGAGGAGAAGCAGGAGAAGGGGGGCUCCCAGGCGCCUUGGACGCGGUUCAGGAAUCCGCCGUCCCGCGGGCCGCUCGCCGGCUCGUCCACCGCGGGGAGGGCGCCGGCGAGGACCGAUCGCCGAGCCGCGCAGGACGCCAGCGCGCGCAGCCCGGCUCGGAGCCCGAGUCGCGAGCGGAUGCGGCCCGCGCUGGACGCCGGCGGAGGAGAGCGGAUCCGCCCGGGUCGGAGGAGGCUCGGCGGUCGAGGACGAGGGUGACCCCACCCGAAGAAGACGGGCUGGGGCCUGACGCUCCCGAGCUGAGUGCCCACCGCAGCCGGGAAGCCCUACCGCCCCAGGCCCAUGGAGAAAAGACUCACUGUAGCCCAGGACUGCCGGGACUUUGUGCACAGCCUGAGGAUGAGGAGCAGAUACGCGCUUUUCCUGGCCUUCGUGGUCGUAGUUUUCGUCUUCAUUGAAAAGGAGAAUAAAAUCAUAUCGAGGGUCUCACACAGACUGAAGCAGAUCCCCCAGUCCCUGGCCGAUGCAAAUGGCACCGACCCAGCCCUGAUCCUGGCUGAGAACGCGUCCCUCCUGUCCCUGAGCGAGCUCGAUGCCGCCUUCUCCGAGCUUCAAAGCCGCCUGCACAACCUCAGCCUGCAGCUGGGGGUGGAGCCAGCAUCGGAGGCCGAGGGAGCGGGGCGGGAGCAGGAGGCGGAGGCGGAGACGGAGACGGAGAAGCCAUCCCGGCCCUCCUCGGCGCCCCGCCGGCAGCGGCGCCACGUGCUGCUCAUGGCCACCACCCGCACGGGCUCCUCCUUCGUGGGCGAGUUCUUCAACCAGCAGGGGAACAUCUUCUACCUCUUCGAGCCGCUGUGGCACAUCGAGCGCACAGUGUCCUUUGAGCAGCGCGGCGCCAGCGCGGCGGGCUCGGCCCUCGUGUACCGGGACGUGCUGCAGCAGCUGUUUCUGUGCGACCUGUACGUGCUCGAGCCCUUCAUCAGCCCGGUGCCCGAGGCCCACCUGACCCAGUUCAUGUUCCGCCGGGGCUCCAGCCGCUCGCUGUGCGAGGACCCGGUGUGCACGCCCUUUGUCAAGAAGGUCUUCGAGAAGUACCACUGCAAGGACCGCCGCUGCGGGCCCCUCAACGUGACGCUGGCCGCUGAGGCCUGUCGCCGCAAGGACCACAUGGCCCUGAAGGCCGUGCGCAUCCGGCAGCUGGAAUUCCUGCAGCCUCUGGCCGAGGACCCCCGGCUGGACCUGCGUGUCAUCCAGCUGGUGCGCGACCCCCGCGCUGUGCUGGCCUCGCGCAUGGUGGCCUUCGCCGGCAAGUACGAGACCUGGAAGAAGUGGCUGGCCGAGGGGCAGGACCAGCUGCGGGAGGAGGAAGUGCAGCGGCUGCGGGGCAACUGCGAGAGCAUCCGCCUGUCGGCGGAGCUAGGCCUGCGCCAGCCCACCUGGCUGCGCGGCCGCUACAUGCUGGUGCGCUACGAGGACGUGGCACGCAGGCCGCUGCAGAAGGCGCGGGAAAUGUACCGCUUCGCCGGCAUCCCGCUGACCCCGCAGGUGGAGGACUGGAUCCAGAAGAACACGCAGGCAGCCCUGGACAGCAGCGGCAUCUACUCCACACAGAAGAACUCGUCGGAGCAGUUCGAGAAGUGGCGCUUCAGCAUGCCCUUCAAGCUGGCCCAGGUGGUGCAGGCCGCCUGUGCGCCCACCAUGCGCCUGUUCGGCUACAAGCUGGCCAAGGACGCUGCCUCCCUCACCAACCGCUCCAUCAGCCUGCUGGAGGAGCGGGGCACCUUCUGGGUCACGUAGGGCGCCUGGGCCCCUGUGUGCCCCUCCUCAUGAAAGGCUCGCCCUGCCUUCCUUGCACCACGGCCAGGGGGAGACGCAGCCCUGGCAGAGGGCAGUGGCUGGUAGCUGCCCCAAGAGCAGGCAGCCAGCUCCUCCUGCAGCUGUAGGCUUCCAGCUACCAGCUUCUCAUGCAGCACGGGCCCUGGGGUUUCUUGCUGAAUGGGGCCCCGGUGCCCUUGAGGGCCACCCAGAUCUAAGGGGCGCCGGUCCGAAGCGGGACCAGACAGGCUCUGGCCCAUUAACAAGCCUCAUCUUGUCCCUCUCUCUCUCUCUCUCUCUCUCUCUCUCUCUCUCUCUCUCUCUCUCACACACACACACACACACACACACUAAUGCCUAGAGGCUCUGCCGGCUGGAGUCCAAAACACUUAACAACCAGAAGGGGCCUAGGCCCUGACCAGCCACUCAGAUCUCCCGCUGUACUCAGUGUUAACCUUUUCCUUCCAGACUGUGGAGACGCCAGAACCUGGGUAGCUGUUUGGGGACAGAACAGGACAGCCCAGGUUGGGGAGGGAGACAUUUAAAUCUCACCCAGUGACAGUGGUUCUUUACCAACCACUACAAAUUGAUUUGCUAGUUUAAUAAAUGGGAUAGCAGUGCUGGUUACCAAUGAACACCAGCCCAGUACACAGCUACAGGACACACGUGAACAUAAAAACACACAUACACACCACAUGCAGACGGAAGAGUGCCAUGAAAACACGAGUCCAUGUACGUGUAUGUACAGAGAAGCCCCUGUCAUGCUCACGGGGUUUUUCUGCAUCACACAUCUAACAAGGAGUCUUUAAUUACAUUUUUAGGAUUAACUGGAGGGGUAGGAAAAGGAAACAUUCCCUGGCUAGCGUUGGGACUGAAUGGUGGAUGAAAAACUGCCCAGCCUGCACCCCUUGCCCAUCCGGUAUUCUCAGGGCUACCUCCUCUGACCCUUCCACAUCUCUGGGCUGGCAGGUCGGAUGUUCCCGCCUCAUGUGAGGGCCUGGCCAGCUCCCCUGGAGCUUGUCCGUACUUGAAAGCUGCCUUGGGCCUGACUGGCGGAGGUAGCUUGUUCCCUGGAGGCAAAAGACAGCUCAUGGGUCGGGCCUUUUCCAGGCAGGCCUCAUCCGGGACCAGGCUAAGAGGUUCAAAGUGCUCUGGGGACAUGAGUCACAUCAGGAUGCGCCCCCCGCCCCCCGAGAAGCCUGCCUUCUCCCUGGGGGUGGCCAGGGGUCAGCCAGUUGGUCCCCACGGUUAUGCCGACGUGCAGAAGGAUUCUGGGAAGAGCACAGUAUUGCUCAGUUCAGGAUGAGCUGGGUGUUUUACGUGGGGUUUUAAAGUUAUUUAUAGCUAGGUGUCUUUCUUGUUUGCUGGCUGUUUUCCCUUUUGUUUCUGCGGGAGCGCUCUGAGCCUGAGGUCCUGGGGGACCUGGGGAAACCAGCAGGGAGCAGGGGACAGGGACAGGAAGGAGUCUUCCCCAGGAGGACCUGAGCCUAGGUGGCCACAUGGCAACCCCGGCUCCCACAGGCCUGGGAGCCCCACAUGGAGCCGGUCUCAGAAAGCACCAGCCUUCCUGCAGUGUCCCUCGCCCCUCGGGAUGGGACAGGCCCUGCCAGGCCCUGCACGUUUCCUCAUAACCAAGCAGCAAGUGUCCCCAAUUGCUGUCAUGAUGAGCAAGCACUUGGGGCCCAAAGGGUCACCAGCUCUGGAAACUUGACCCCAGGGACAAGUGGGCCAGGACGUUUCUGACAGGCCCAGCACCUACCCGUCUCUCCCUUGUCCCCCCAUGGGGGCGGAAGAGACAGGGCAGGGCACAGCCUCCUCUCUUCCUGGGGGCCCCCUUGGUUGGAGAGCAAACAGCUUUCUUCCCGCCCCGGGCCCAGUCUGCCUCAGCCCUCAGGACAGCACUGAGAACAGACCCCUGGGACUUCCCAGAACUGCAAGUGACUAUUUAUUUAGUGAAGACAUAGAUGAUGUCAUUCGAAGGAACUCAAAGCUGUACCCAAAUUAAGAGAGAAGUCAUCCUAGAAACCAUUCACACCCGUGCUCACAAGGACACCCAGAGGCGGCUCCGGGCACGCCCGCCCUGGGGUGUGGUCUAAGGUCCCCUUGAUUUCUUCUGUAGAUCUGAAGACAUGACACGGAGGACCCUUGCUGCCAUAUUGCCUUCCCCGGGUGUCUGAGUGAGGACAACCCAAGCAGGCGGGCAUGACCUUGAAAUAUCCCCCUGGGGCUCAGCUGGGGUUUGGCAAGGGCAGUGUAGGGGUAACAACUGGCUUUGCACUCCACAGGUGAGGUUGUAGUCAUGAACUUGGGGCUUCCGCAAGGAGCUGAAGGGAGGGAGAAGGUGGUCUGGGUGGUGUCGUGCCCGGCACGGUGGCCGCCUGUCCCGCAUCGCUGCUGCCUUUGAUGCUGGCAGGCACCAGGAGGCUAUAGGGCCCCUGUCCCCACCAAUAGACCUGGCCAGGUGGGAGGGUGGAGGUGAGGGGUGAGGUGGUCUGGUCCGAACCCUAAAAGCCUCUGCCAGCCCAGAGCCCAUUGUCACUGACUAGAGGGCCUAUUCCUUGAGAACUGGACUUUGAAGCAGCACAAGAGCAGGUGGUGUGUCCCCAGGGCGGUCCCUCCCCACCCCGGCCAUGAGGCCAAAAGUGGGUCCAGGUCUCAAAGGGAUGGCGCCACGGCAGGGAGCGAAGGGGCUGUGAGACAGCCGUUGCUCUGCACAAACUGAGGGAAGGAACAUGCGCUGAAGUCGGCCCCAAGUUGGUGGCUUUGUUUGUAAAGAUCCCUAGGACACCGUCCAGCCAGAUGGUAGGGAGAAGGCACGCCCCCUGCCAACUGCCCACAGUAUCAGCUAGGGGAUGCUACUCUUUAUCUCAAGAGCACGAAGCAGAAUUGGCAGUGUAAGAGCUUCCAGACUUCGACCCUGUGUCCUUGGGGCCCUGUAACUGCAGGGUGGGGGCACAAAUUCGCGAUGCGUUUUCGAGGGUACAGACCUGGUGCCACCCUCGCGGCAUGGCUCAUGUUGUAGCUGGAUGCUUAGUGGGGCCGGGAUGACCCGGGCAGUCUGCUUCCUCCAGCUUGGCCUUGGCCUGGGCACCCCAAGGGGUGUCCAUCUCUUCUGUGUAUUCCAGGCCCGGUGUGCCUGGCUCUCCUGCUCCCUCCUGGGUCCUACAAACCCUGGGCUCUGGGCCGUGUUUUAAAAGUGGCCACAUGAUCCUCUCUGUGGCAUCCAUGGCCGUGCCAUGUACAUAUGUGUCUACAUGUGUGUAUGCAUAACUCAUUCUACUCUGCCUCUGGCACCACCCCACAUGGCUCCCACCCCUUUUGUCCCCAGAUGUCCUUGCCAGUGGCCACGACCUGCAGUCUCUGGGCAACACCAGGGCUGCCCUUCCAAGAGAGCUGGCUGCCAGCGGCACUCAGGGUCUGCUUUGCAGAAUAGAAUGUGAACUCAUCGCCUAAUGGCUUACUUGACUUAUUUAAUUAAAAAUAAAAACAUGCAAUGAGCAAACUC
Molecule: messenger RNA, 7535 nt
Organism: Chinchilla lanigera (long-tailed chinchilla)
Lineage: Eukaryota; Metazoa; Chordata; Mammalia; Rodentia; Chinchillidae
Gene: Chst3
Product: carbohydrate (chondroitin 6) sulfotransferase 3
Biological process (GO): carbohydrate metabolic process; N-acetylglucosamine metabolic process
Cellular component (GO): Golgi membrane
Molecular function (GO): N-acetylglucosamine 6-O-sulfotransferase activity; chondroitin 6-sulfotransferase activity
Source: RefSeq, a predicted model, not a curated record